GAGAGAUAAAUUCGAUUUUAUUCCUCUGUUUUUGUUCUUCUAACUGUGCUCGGUACUCGUUGCAACAACAAUGGAGGACUCCAGACUGAAUGAAAUAGAAGAAGUUCAAGAAGAUUUCGAAGAUGAGGAUGAUGAAGAGGAAGAGGAAGAGUACGAGGAAGACGAAGUAGAAGAAGACGACGACGACUACGAACAAUUAGAAUACGAAGAUGAAGAAGACGACUAUGAAGAAGAAGAAUACCAAGAUGAAGAGGACUACGAAGAAGAAGAAGAAUACGAAGAUGAAGAAGAGUUGAUUCCGGCGCAGAUAACGGCAUCUACUGUUUCAAGUUCUAUUGCCGACGGUGGAACAUUGCAAGGGGCGGUGACGAUGCUGGAAAAUUCGAAUUCCUGUGAAGAAAAGCCGGGGAACCAAGAGAACAGUGAGGGCGAUGGAAGAAAGGAAUCGUUGAAUAGAGGCGAAAUUGAUGGUUUAUUUUGCCCUAUUUGCUUUCAACCUUGGACUAGCAGCGUCGAGCAUCAAAUCAGUUGUCUUCCCUGUGGGCAUAUAUAUGGAUUCUCAUGUAUCAAGACAUGGAUUCAACAAAGUCCAAAGUGCCCUCAAUGCAAGAAGUUGUGCACAUUGAAAGAUGUUAGGGUUCUUUAUGCUUCUAGGCUUUGUGUUGUUGAUGAAAAGUUACAGAAGAGAGUGCAAUUACUUGAAGCUGAAUGUGCUUAUUUAAAGCAGAAGAGCAUAUAUGAAGAUAUGCGUGAGGAGAUGCGAAAGCAAAUGAAUGCAAAAGCUGCAGAAAUCGAGGCCAAACUUCGAGAAACGCGUGAGGAAAUGGAUGCCAAACAAAAACUCACUGAUGCAAGAUUUGAAGCAAUGGAGAUGAUGUUUAACCAUAAGCAAAAUAUGAGAGGAAAUUGAACAUUUUAGUACAUUAUACUUUGAAAUUGAAUGUGA
Messenger RNA from Lactuca virosa, 946 nucleotides. NCBI's taxonomy places the organism in Eukaryota, Viridiplantae, Streptophyta, Magnoliopsida, Asterales, Asteraceae. The record is from the annotation of a GenBank genome assembly.